CAGAUACCAGGGCGAGUGGAGGCGAUGUGCCUCGGGCAGGUCUCCAAAGGCAACUUCUGGCAUCUGGGGAUGCUCAGGGAGGACCCAAGAGCCGGUCCUCCAAGAGGCAGGGUGGCAAUGGCGAGUCAAGCGCCGAGAAGAAGCAAAUCGGAUUAAUUCCAGAAGACCAGCGAGAGGGAGAGACCCAAGCGGGCUUUUCUCUUUCUAUUUUUUUCCUUUCCUCUCGGCUUAGUUUCGCAGCUGCUUCCUGGUUCCGGUUUGCAGCCUCAACAACAGCCGUUACUGCAGGGAUUGCAAAAGGGAGAGAGACCCAAGCAGAGCAGGAUCCGCAGCUCAGCACAGGCAACCUUCUGAAUGUUGAACUCUAGAGAUGAGAAGAAAGUCUUGAUCCAAAGGUGCAUUUCUGACCAUCCCUUGGCAUCCAGAAGGGACAUUGGCAAGAGAAGCAGCCACCCCAGGGAUGGGUAGCCAUGAGAAAGAUCCGUCUUCUCCUAAACGGGCACCACCACCCUCCCGCUCCAACAGCACCGUGUCUUCCAAACACAGCAUUGCUCGGCAGGGUUCAGAAAGCUGGGAGGUGGUGGAUGAGCUGCAGCUACAAGGUGGGGCGAUCCAGGAGCCUGAAAGGCAGGAAGGUUACCUGCUCAAGAAACGAAAAUGGCCUCUGAAGGGAUGGCACAAGCGCUAUUUUGUUUUGGAAGAUGGAAUCCUGAAAUAUGCCACAACGCGUCAAGAUGUCAUGAAAGGGAAACUACACGGCUCCAUUGAUGUUCGCUUGUCAGUCAUGUCAGUCAACAAGAAAGCUCAACGAGUAGAUCUGGACACAGAAGAUAACAUUUAUCAUCUCAAGAUAAAAUCCCAAGAACUCUUCAAUAAUUGGGUGGCCAAGCUGUGCUCACACCGCCAAGCUGAAAAGUUCUUGAUGGGUGGCCAUGGUGGAAGACCACCCCAUCCUCCACCUGCCUGCAGUGCAAGGCACCGCAUUCUGAUGUCAGAAAGUGCCCCUGCCUUAUCUUCCCUGGGCAGUCACCGAGACAAAGUGAAUUCCUGGCUUACUGACAGUAAAGGCUUGGACAGGUGUUCAGCAGAACUUACAGACUGUCAGGAAAAGCUUCAGGAGCUGAACUGUAUGCUACAGAGCCUGGAAUCUCUCCACCGCAUUCCCUCUGCACCCCUCAUCUCCAAUAGUCAGACCUCAACAAGCACAGAGAGACCCAGAAAGGGGAAGAGAUCUACCCGUAUUUGGUGUACACAAAGUUUUGCAAAGGAUGACACUAUUGGAAGGCAGGUAGGACGACUUCAUGGCUCUGUGCCCAACCUCUCAAGAUAUCUAGAGUCAUGUCAGAAUCAGGCCAUCUUUAGUGUUCCUCCAGAAUACAGCCAGCUGCAGAGAAGUUUCUGGAUCUUAGCUCAGAAAGUUCAUGGGUCCCUCACCAGUGUGUUGGCUGUUCUGAGUGCGGAACGAGACCGUCUUCAGGAACUGCAACAGACACUAGAUUUGCAGCAUUCUGCUGGCCCUUCGGCACCAGUUGGCCGUGGAGGUGCUUAUGGAAUUUCUCCAGCUGCGACUUCUCUGCAGACACUGGACAAUCCUGAAUGUAUCCGCCGCUUUCAUUCUCUCUCCAUCUCCUCAGACACCACCCUGGACUCUUUUGCCUCGUUCAACCCAGAUGAGCCAAAUAAUACUCUGUUGGUUAAGAGCCAGGAGCAGCAGUUAUCCAAUCGCAGCAUUGUGUCUCUCUCGGAUUCGCACACCGAGUUCUUUGACGCCUGCGAGGUGUUCCUAUCAGCCAGCUCUUCUGAAAAUGAGGCCACGGAUGACGAGUCCUGCAUCAGCGAAGUGACUAAUAGCAUCUCCGAGGAAAUGGCCGAGGUGGCAGGAGGACCUGGGCGGUUCCACAAAGGUCCAGCCAUUGUGCACUGUUUUGGGGAAUCUGCAGAAACAAUGCUGAGUCUGCCAGUGCCUCUCCCUUUGUACCUCCCUGGGCCAGGACCUGGGAUAACGCGCAGAAACUGUUUGCCGGUUUCUCAUGUCAACGCCAGUGAUGUCAGUGUGUGGAACAUCCUUCGCAACAACAUUGGCAAGGAUCUUUCCAAAGUGUCCAUGCCGGUACAGCUGAAUGAGCCUCUCAACACCUUGCAGCGGCUUUGUGAGGAACUGGAGUACAGCGCCCUGUUGGAUGCAGCCAGCCGCACACUGGAUCCCUGUGAAAGAUUGAUCUGCAUGGCUGCCUUUGCCGUAUCUGCUUACGCUUCUACCUACUUCCGUGCUGGGAGCAAGCCAUUCAACCCUGUCCUAGGAGAAACGUAUGAGUGUGUGCGGCCAGACAAAGGUUUUCGAUUUGUCAGUGAACAGGUGUGCCACCAUCCUCCUGUCUCUGCCUGCCAUGCAGAGUCUGACAACUUUGUUUUCUGGCAAGACAUGAAGUGGAAGAAUAAAUUCUGGGGCAAAUCCUUAGAGAUCAUCCCUGUGGGUACAGUGAAUGUCCACCUUCCCAGGUUUGGGGAUCACUAUGAAUGGAACAAGGUGACCUCCUGCAUCCAUAACAUCUUGAGUGGCCAACGCUGGAUUGAACAUUAUGGUGAAGUGCUGAUUCGCAACACAAGAGACAGCACCUACCAUUGCAAACUCACCUUCUGCAAGGCACGGUACUGGGGCUCCGGGGUCAACGAGGUGCAGGGCGCCAUUCUCAGCCACAGCGGCAAAGUGAUCCACCGCCUUUUCGGGAAGUGGCACGAUGGGUUGUACCGUGGUGUGCCCCCUGUUGGCAAGUGCAUCUGGAGGCCCAAUCCCAUGCCUCGGGACUAUGAGAAGAACUAUGGCUUCACUCAGUUUGCCUUGGAACUCAAUGAGUUAACACCAGAGCUUAAGCGCCUCCUGCCUUCCACAGACACACGGCUGAGGCCUGACCAAAGGUACUUAGAAGAGGGAAAUGCGCAGGCCGCAGAGUCCCAGAAGCGACGGAUUGAACAGUUACAGAGAGACCGGCGGCGGGUGAUGGAGGAUAAUAACAUUCUUCAUCAGGCACGAUUCUUCAGGCGGCAAGUCGAUGCCAAUGGCAAGGAAUCCUGGGUGAGCAACAGCAGUUACUGGAAGCUGAGGGUCGAACCUGGCUUUAGCAACAUGGACAGCGCUGUCUUGUGGUAGCCGCUUACAUCUGUAGGAGCAGCCGUGCCUUUCUGCCAUCUCCCAAAGCGUGGGGGGAGUGGGCCAUAGAGGCCCCCUCCCUGACAAUUAAGCACAAGAGGACUGAGGCAUGCCAUCCUGGAAUACCAGCACCUCAUAAAGUUGCAGGGGGGUGGGAUGGGGUGGGGAGGGGUGGGGAGGGGAGACUCUCUCUUAGGUGUUUACGCCAUGCACUUCCAAAGCAACCCUCUCACAUGCCUGCACACUUGAGAAAAGUGGCCACCAUCCAUGUCUCAUUCUCGCACUGCUGCCUGCUGGCCAGGCAGAUUACUGGUGGUACCUUGGAUUGUCCCACAGUCGCUUUCAGGAAGCACUUUAGCACCACCUGGAUCAGAAGAGGCCAAGACAAACACGAUGAGGCAAAUGAGACUGAAGGACCUGGAGUAACUUGCAAAUGAGGGGGGAAAGCUCUACUGACUUUCAAACUUUGCUCUUUUUUGCUCAUAUGACAGCAAGAACCACACAUUUGAACAACUAUGGGGCAUUGGGGUGACUAUUUCUGCAGAGCUGUCUGGAACGUGGGCAUUUGGGCUCUUUUUAACUACUUAGCAGUUGCCUUCUAGGGUAGUUGUUGGUCCGUCCCCUUCCCCUGCACCCUUUUUUGGGGUUAUUUUUGUACCACUUUCCUUUUCAAAGGAGUUGAACUCUUCUUCAGGUCUCCUUCUGGUUGUUGGUAUGAGGUAAGGCCUGAGCGUGGUUAGAAAUCCCCUCUGUGGGAGCCAAUCAUAUGGGGAACUUUGGUAGCACUCCGAGGAGACGUUAAUCUCCUCUUGAGGGAGUUGUUCGCACUUUGACAACAAUUUGGGGUGAAAUUCGGUACAUUCCAGGGAUGGCUGUUACUUGGUGCCUGCAUGAUACUUCCAUUUUUGGCAAAGCUAGGACUUUCUUCAAGUAGAGAAUAUUAAGGCUCAAACACCAUGAGGGCAAGUAACACUGAACCAGCACUGUGUGUGUUUUUAUUUUAUUUUAUUUGGUCUUGUCUCUGGUCCUUUCCCCCCUUUUGACAAGGAUAUAUGCCUCCCCGUCUCACCACUUUUCCUUCAGAAUUUGAAGCAAUAAUUAUAGUUGAGGAAUGGGGGAAGAACCCCUGGUAUUUCCAACAGUAGUGUAUAGGAAAGUGGAAUUCACUCUGGUUAUUCGUAGCAUCAGUCAGAGUCUGUCAAAGAUAGACAUGUCUUGAUUGUGAUUGAGCUUAAAAGUAAAUGGGGGAGAGAGAGAGAAAGGAAAGGAGUGGAGUUUGUGGCCAGAUGAACAAAAUAUAUAAGCAUGAGUUCGGAGAAAGAAUUUCUCUCUGGGAACCCGUCCACACAGCCUUGUAUCCCAGAAUAUCAAGGCAGAAAAUUCCACAAUAUCUGCUUUGAACUGGGUUAUCUGAGUCCACACUCAGACAACAACAACAACAAAACUUUAUUUAUAUACCACUCUAUCUCCCCAACGGGACUCAGAGCGGUUUCAAGUAACAUCAUCAAUACAUACAAAAAAACCAGCAUAAACAUAAAAUUAACAAGACAAUAUAAGCAUAAAGAAUCACAAUAGCACAUAUAUAUUUAAAAUAAUCCUGCCUGUUCAAGGCAAUUUAAAAGGCCGGGCCAAGGCUAGUGCAAUUUGUAGAGGGCCUGGGAAAUUAGGUAGAGUCUAUGGCUGUUCAUAUCCGGGGCCUAAUAGAAGAAAGUAACCUGGGUAAUUGGUAGAAAAAGAUAUGGCCAUAUUCAAGAGUAUCUGGGGCUGAGCUAGAACUAGUCGUUCUCAAAGGCUUGUUUAAACCACCAGGUCUUCAGGCUCUUACGAAAGGAGGGGAGGAAUGGAGCCUGUCUUAUUUCCCUAGGAAGGGCGUUCCAGAGAUGAGGGGCCACCACUGA
Messenger RNA from Anolis sagrei ordinatus, 5046 nucleotides. RefSeq names its product oxysterol binding protein like 7 (gene OSBPL7). The record is from RefSeq and is a predicted model, not a curated record. Gene Ontology annotation, cellular component: intracellular membrane-bounded organelle; membrane; cytosol. Gene Ontology annotation, molecular function: cholesterol binding. Lineage: Eukaryota; Metazoa; Chordata; Lepidosauria; Squamata; Anolidae.